This is a messenger RNA of Mesorhabditis belari, 1641 nucleotides long. Lineage: Eukaryota; Metazoa; Nematoda; Chromadorea; Rhabditida; Rhabditidae. The record is from the annotation of a GenBank genome assembly.
AUGCGAUGUCGCUUUCGUUUCUCCGAUUUCCUCCAAAUUCUCUUUGUUUUUCUCAUUUUAUUCGAUCGUCCAAUCGAUGGACUGAAUAUUCUGAUGUACGUCCCAACACUGGCAUAUUCUCAUGUUUCUUUCAAUGGGAAAAUCGCUGAAGCUUUGAUCGAAAGGGGGCACACUGUGACAAUGCUUCACACAUCGAUCGAUGACGGGGUCGAUAAUUACAAAGGAUCUACAGCUAAGAAAUUUCGUCAUGAGGUCGGUGUCCCACCGGGUGCUCUUUUGAACACUUUAUGGCGUAACCCUGGUCCCUUCGAGAACUCAAAUCCCCUAAAUCCGAAAAUUCUCCGGAAAUUCCUUCGUCUCUCAAGUCUUUUCGUGAAUUCGUGCACAACAAUGUCAGCUGAUGAAGAUAUCAUAAUUGCUUUAUCAAAUCAAACUUUUGACGUCGUCACCAUUGAACAAUACGAUUUUUGCGGAUUCGGAUUGUUCAAAAAGCUCAAAAUUCCGGCUAUCGUAUGGCUUUCAGCGACAGGAAUCCACCAAGUGCAGCCAAAUGUCCUCGGGAUUCCACCACCAAACAGCUAUGUGCCAGAUCUUUUUGGCCCGUUCACAGAUGAGAUGUCUUUGUUGGAAAGAGCGCAGAACACAUUGCUUUCUCGUGUCACUCAUCAUCUAUUUCAAGUCUUAUCACUUCGAUCGAUCAACCGAAUCUGGCGGGGACAUGGUGUUUUUGAUGAGCACGGCGUUGUCGAGACAGCUCAAAGCGUUUCCACCGUUUUGGUGAACAGUGUCCCGUCAUUCGAUUUCUCCGCGCCAACCCUCUCACAUUUUCAUUGGAUUGGCGGUUUCACUGUUGAAGCAAAGCCGCCACCACUUACAAAAGAUUGGGAAACGAUCGCCGAGAUGCGUCCUUUCGUCCUUUUGACAUUCGGCUCAAUCGCGAAAACCUCCGAAAUGCCACCUCGACUGCAAUCGGCUUUCUUUGAGGGUUUCAAGGAAUUCCCUGAUUUCAACUUCAUUGUCAAAUACGAAAGUAUGAACGAGUCGAUGAAAUUCGAGGGAGAGAACAUUGUGCUCACGAAAUGGAUCCCGCAAAUCUCGUUGAUUGCUCAUCGCAACUAUCGAGCCAUUAUCACUCAUGGUGGAUGGAGUAGCAUUUUGGAGUCUUUGAUGCAUGGGAGACCUAUGAUUUUGAUGCCAUUAUUUGCUGAUCACGCAAAGAACUCAAAAAUUGUCGAAGCGAAACGAGUCGGUUUACUCGUUGACAAGAUGAGUAUGGAUAAGGAAGAGUUUGUCGAGAAAUUGGACACAAUUCUCAAUGAUUCGAGAUAUCGUGAAAGAUGUGUGCAAUUCGCUCAACAUCUCACUCAUCAUUCCCCGAUGGAUGAUGUGACAACGAUCAAUUAUUUGGUUGAAAGAGCAUUUCGAGAAGCACAAAGGAGAUCGCUCUCCUGCUCCUCUCCAUCACUUCUCAACUCUUCCUCAGCUUUUCCUUUCUCCGAUUGUUACACUCCGAAAUCUUCUCAUUUCUGGCGUCGUCUUGGCUCACCGAAAAUCCCCCGUGAAGCAUGGAUGUCUGCUCGAGAUCUCUGGCAUUUCCCACUUUUUUUCUCAUUUCUUACGGGUCUUUUCAUUCUCUCAAAG